GGGGAGGGAGGUUACAAGAGCUUUUAGCCUAUCACAACCAUGCACAUGGGAGUAAAUCUCUCCUCUCUAUCCCUUCUCUCUCUCUCUCUCUCUCUGUCUCUCCUUCUCACUGCCCGAGUGUGACUUAGCUGUGGCUCUGGUCUGCAUGCACAGCAGUAGGAAGCCAACUGACACACAGUGAUCAUCUCUGCUGCCUCCCUGGUUAAAUCUGCAUGGCAACUUAACACAGAGAUUACACAGAGAGUACUGUGUUUGACCAGCAACUACACAAAUAGAGUAGAUGUCUGAUGCUUGCCUGGUGCUGGAUUAUUAGGAGGAUCAUUUCUCCAAAGCGGGAGAAGUGAUUAGACAUCAGCAUGCCAUUGGUUUCUCCAUAGCAAGAGAGUUUAACAACCUCAACUCUUUCACUGAUUCAGUUCUUCAAGCGUUCAGUUGUGUCCUCGCUGUGGUGCCUCAAGCUGAGCGGAUGGUUCUCUCCAAGGACUCCUCAACUGGUUCCACUCUCCAGUAUUCGUCAGAGCAACAAUGAAUAUUAACAGAGAAGGACAGCAAAUCAAUUAGGUGGAUGUCUGGCUAUCUGCACAAUUUGCACAGGUGAAGGUGUGUGCAGUUUCAGAAAGAAGGGAGAACUUUGGAAAAAUCCCUUACCAGUGUGCUCCGGAAGAACUUGGCGAGAUGUCCAAACCUUCACGUCUGGUCAAGCCCUCCAAGCAGUCCCGAAAGGAACCUCCAGGAAAUCGCUCACACAUGCUGGUCGUCGGGGAGAGGCUGAUGAGGGCUGGCAGUGAGGGCAACCUGGUGAGAUCCAGACCACCCCAGAAGCCUUCUGACACCAAUCCAGUGGGUUCCAAUCCAGAGCAAGCGAGAAGCAACCAGAGGCUGUGCUCCCAUGAGGAUGUGGACAGAAACAGCAGAAAACAAAGCAGUGCAGAUGAGAGUGAGCAGUCUGACCCCUGGUCCCCUCGCACCGUGCCAAGACGACACACAGUAGGAGGGCCUCGCACCGCUGGGGACGUGAUCAUCAUGCAGUCCUACAACAUGGAGCAGAAGAAAGAGGCCUUUCUUGAGCAUUUGAAACAAAAGUACCCCCAUCAUGCUUCUGUCAUUAUGGGGCACCAGGAAAGACUCCAAGACAAGAUCAGGAGUUCUGGGCACAGUGUAACCCCUCAGUCUGCUGUAGGGGAGCCGAGGGAGCAUCUCUCUUUGGCCUCCCUUGAGUCUUUGGAGGCCAUGUCGGAGGGAGAAGCCCCCUCCGCCUUCACCCGAGGCAGCCGCUCUCGAGCGAGCCUCCCCGUGGUCAAGUCAAAUAACCAGACCAAGGACAGGUCAUUAGGUGUCCUCUACCUGCAGUAUGGAGAAGAGACCAAACAGAUCCGAAUGCCCAAUGAGGUGACGGGUGCAGACACCAUCAAGGCUCUGUUUGUCAGUGCCUUCCCUCAGCACCUCACUAUGAAGACCCUGGAGUCCCCCAGCGUGGCUAUAUACAUCAAAGAUGACAUGAGGAAUAUGUACUAUGAGCUGACUGAUGUCAGGAACAUCACAUCACACUCUUGUCUGAAAGUGUAUCACAAAGACCCAGCCCAGGCCUUCAAUCACAACACAAGACCAAAUAAUGGAGAAAUUAGGAUCACAAGAGAAAGGCUCUACAGUGGCAGACAGCAGCCGGGAGGCCAAAGCCCAGUGCACACUCUGCCUCACAGUCCCAUACAUUCAGUCCAGGGCUCUCUGUCUCCUCCUACACCUCGUUCCAUGCCCUCAUCUCCUUCUAGGAUCCCUUUCAGCCACUCUGUUGCCAUGCCUGGUGGUGCCACCUUACCCAGGUCCAACGCACCCUCAAAUCGCUCUAUCACACCCUGCUCCAGUGCCAUCCUGGAGCGACGGGACGUAAAACCGGAUGAGGAUCUGAGCAGCAAGAGUGUUCCUUUGUAUUCAGAAGCAUACGCUUCACCUGAAACCAGGCUCAGUGUCUCCUCAUCACAAGGCAGCCAUUCUGGAGACGUCCCGGAUGGGGCGGCUUACAUCCAGCACCGCUCCUCCAUCAAGUCUGUCGGCGCGUACACAGAUGGCCAGGAUCUGCAGCACUCCCUCUACAGACAGAAAUCUCGAAAGUACAGUGAGAGUCAGCUCGCCUCCAUGGGCUCCAAAACACCGCCUGCUUCUCCUCACAGGGUCAAUGAGGUCAGAAUGAUUGACAUGCUCCCAGGCCAGAACUCCCACAUGCCCUCACAAGGUGUGGCAGCGGAAAGAGCAUCACCUGUGCGUAGAUCUUUCCGCAAGGACAGUAAUGUGGCCAUGGAGGUGGCCACCAGGGUGAGAGGCAAUGUGGCCUCCCCUGUUUUUGCCGACCUUCAGCCCAGUCACGGAGAGAAGCCAUUUCAAGGACACAUGGCAGCCGGAGAUCCUCAGAGUGAAAAAAUAAAGGCAAUGGAGCAGCAGAUCGCCAGCCUUACUGGACUCGUUCAACACGCUCUUAUGAAAGGGCCAAAUACAAGUGCCAAAGAGACUUCCAGUGAGAAACCAGUAAAGAUUGAGUCUUCGGCACAGAAUGGUGGCGUCUGUACUGUAUCAUCAACUAAAGAGCCAGACAGUAUUUCUCCUGUCAGAGACCCUGCUAUGAGCUCAAUCCUCUCCACCUUCAGGAGAAACGUCUCUGACCUCAGACUGCAGCUCCAUCAACUCAAACAGAUGCAGCUGCAAAACCAGGAUGCCAUGAGGCAGAUGCUGCGACAGGCAGAGCUGGAGAUCUCCGAGAGGUUUUCAGACAUUGUGCUGCACCUUAAGGACCCCGUUCAUAGACAGCGAGUCCAGGUGGAAGAGGAAAGACACAGAUAUCUAGGCAUGGAGGAGAUGGUUCUCGUACAGCUCGGAGAGCUGGAAAACUAUGUGGAGAUGCUCAAGAAAGAAUCCAGCUGUGCCAUGAGCAAUCGCCCAGUCACUCUGAAGGAUGUGGAGGAAGGGGCGGUCAACUUACGCAAAGUAGGAGAAGCUUUGGCCACACUCAAAGGAGAGUUCCCAGCCCUGCAGAUGAAAAUGCGUGGCGUGUUGAGGGUGGAGGUGGAGGCGGUGCGCUUCCUUAAAGAGGAGCCUCACAAAAUGGACAGCAUGCUGAAGAGAGUCAAGGCUCUGACUGACACUCUCAGUGGACUGAGAAGAUACACCACUGAAAGCCACAACCAUACUUCUGACCCAGUCCAAGGGAAGGCGUUACCAGCUGAUUCAGUUUCCUUUGUGGAAGAGUAUAGAUCUCCAAAACCUGUUUGUGAGUCCCCGACCCCACAGCCAAGAUCACCUGCCAAAAUCAUCUGCUCGGAGCCCGUACCCACUUCUCCAGUCACGGUGCACCACAUUCAGGGGACUCCCAUCAGCAUGCACCACCCCAGUCCCCCGCUCACACCCACCCAUAGCAGGGACUCCCCCACUGUGGCGAAGGUCAGUCCCAGGAGCAGAGAAAACAGUCCUGCCCUGCUAAAGAGAGCAGCACCACGGGGCCAGGAAGCUGUGCCAGCAACCGCUGUCAUCAACACGACUGGAUCCUCCUCACCAGAGGAGAUCUCUGUCAACACAAGCAGGCCCAUGCCUGACGAGGUUUCUAAACAGGCAGCAGAGGAGGACAAGGUUGAAAUGGAGAGGAUCCUUCAGCAGACUCAGGCCAGCCUUAUGAAGGCCAUACCUGACCUGGAAGUGAGCAAACAGGUGGACAGCGCCUCCUCCCAUCCACCCAGCAUCUUGCCAGAUGAGGUGGACUUUCCACUUCCUGUAUCUUCACUCCCUGAAGCCGCACCGCAGGAUGGACCCAAAGCAGAUAAACCAGCCCAGACCAGUUUGGAGAGGCCACAGAAGCCCCACAGGGCCAGUGUUGACAGAGUACAGCCCAACCCUGAAACGGCCAGCAAAUCUCCUCCCCCUCCCCCUCCACGCAGAUUCUACCCCUCUGGAUCGGGACUCACCACAGGACGUUCGGGAGAGGUGAUCUACACCACCCGGAAAGAGUCCACUAGCUCACAGGAGGGUGAAGAGGAGGCCCCGAAGCCCAAACCCUUGCGUGUGCCCCCAGAGGUCAAGCCCAAGCCCCGCACCCCUCCUCCUGUCAACACCUCCACCUUACAAGAUGAAGAGGAUGAAGGAGAUAAGAUCAUGGCUGAGCUACAGGUGUUUCAGAAGUGCACAAAAAAAGAUUUACAGCCCAGAUAUAUCGUUGAUCUCACAUCCCGUGAGCUCUCAGACAAUGAGAUGGAGCCAGGGCUUUCCCUGUCUUACCACACAAAGCGGACCCCUUCUCACCUAUCUGAAGAAGGAGCACUGUCUGAAAGUAGGGAAGCUAGUGCAACACCUGUUUCACCUGGGGUCAUGUAUUAUAUCACUGGAACAUCAAAAACAUCAAGGCAGAGCACCUCUAGGCCAGAUGACCUAAAGGAACCCAAGGAAGCAACUUUUUCUCCUUCGAAGGUUGCAACUGAGAAUGCUUCUGACAUUUCCCAACAACAAAAACUGUUCAAAUCAAAUGACUUAUCUGUAAUUUCACUUCAGCCAAGCCAAUCAGUCAAGGAGGUCCAAACCAAGCCAAAUAAUAUUCAUGAGGUGCCAUAUAGCCCCUUUAACUCUUUAAGGAACAGCACGGAAGCUGAAAAAGGGGCAUCGCUCAUUAAUCCCAAAGAGCUCAAGGCUGAAUCAGUGCUGAAGUCUCUAAAGCAGGUGGUUCCUACACCUUCUGAGAAAGUUUCACCCGUUGAGGAGAGGUUUGAGGAACAGAUACUGCGUACAUCCUCCGUUGCACCUGUUAUGGACAAGUCAAUAAAGCAUGGACAUCGCACGACCACUGUUAAAGUUACACUUGUUAGCAAGUGUCCACAAAGUGCUGAACCAGUCCAUCAACCCAACACUGAUGCCUCAUUUUCAACACAACCGAAUAACCAUGACAUUGAGCAGGAUGUACCAAAGAGAUCAUCUGAAGAUCAUGCCAGAUACACUGAGGAGGCCAGUCUAAGUCCAGACCUCCCAGGAGACGAAGGUCCUCCUCCACCAAAUAACAUUGCCUUCAGGAUCACUAAGACCAAGGUACAGGCUCUGUCGACUGGAGAGUACCAACAGCUGGUAAACAGUAAAGGCACAGAUGUCCAAACUGUUAAAGUGGGCUCAGAACCAACCCUAUCUGCCCCCGAGGACUCUAGGUUUGACAAGAAGCCGGUUAUCAUCAUUUUUGACGAGCCUAUGGAUAUCUGUCAGGCCUACAAGCGACUGUCCACCGUCUUUGAAUGUGAAGAAGAGCUUGAGAGGGUGCUAUCGGAAGAGAGGAUAGAUGAAGAGAACGAGGAGGAAGAGGAAGCCAACUCAAAGAGUCAGGUCGGUCAGAUAACACCUGCAGAUAAUCUAGAUCAGUUCAGAACUGAGAAUAGGGCAAGCAAUCGGAGUAGUAGUAGCGUUCCAGUGCCUCUACAACAGCAGAGUUCCUUUGAGGGUCCUGCUCUUUCUGUUGAGGAAGGAGACAAGACAGAAUCUGCUAAAGAUGCCAAAAAGAAAUUCAAGUUUAAGUUCCCCAAGAAGCAGCUUGUAGCUAUUGGCCAAGCUCUUCGUACGGGGACAAAAACUGGCAAAAAGACACUGCAGGUAGUUGUCUACGAGGAUGAAGAGGAACCAGAUGGAACCGUGAAGGAGUUUAAAGAAGCUAAAAGGUUUGAGAUCAAGUCCCACGCAGACGAUGAUUCUACCACCCCUAGGUCUUUAUGGCAAAACCAGACCACCACAUCACAGAGCACCAAAGACAGAACUGAGGAACUCCGUAAGACUACUUAUCAAACAUUAGACAGCCUUGAGCAGACCAUUAAGCAGUUGGAAAGUACCAUCAAUGAUAUUGAGCCUACAUUGGUUUCGGAAGUCUCCUGCAAGGAGGAAUCGAAAGCUAAGAGAUUGUCCAGUGAUGCAGAACCGGAGGAGGGCAGUCCCACAAAAAAGCCAGCCCCACUGAAGCCCAAACCCCACAAGUCAUCUCUGCAAAAGAGAUCCAAAACACAGUCUCGAUCCUCCUCAAGCACGUCCACCUCCUCCAGUUCCUCCAGCAGUAAACAGAGCUCUGGGGACUCGCCUGCUUCGAGUCAGACUUCCUCACCCAAGUCUCGCCCGCAGCCAGCAGAGAGUGUGGAAAAACCUGGAAAACCUCAAAAGCUCCAGGACUCCCAGAGGCAAUUCCGUCAGGCUAACGGGAGUGCUAUGAAAGCUGGUGGGAAUAGUAAAGAUGCUUUCCUUGCUUUGCCUGCUUCUAAGAUCCCAGCUUUUAUACCUAGCUCAUGGAAACGUAGCUCAGGCCGUGCUGCUCGUUCUAGGCUGACUAACCAAACCUCUUCCUCUUCUUCUAAGUCCUCUAUCCCAUGUCUCAGUUUGAGCUGGCCCAGCUGUAGACCCGUCUCGCCCUCUCAGCGGCCAGAAGGUCAAAGCCUAACCCUCCCUCCACAGACUCAAAAUGGCCAGUCCUGCUCCUAUUCCUACUCAUCCUCCUCCUCCUCUGUCUCUCCGACCUCUACUUCCACUCCAUACCUCCUGUCUCCCGUCAUGUGCUGGGGAGGUGGAGCUGUACACAUGGCCAGCUUCAGCAGCCGCAGGUCUCUGAAGGCCAGCAGGGGUCAAGCCACUAUCACACCAGCAUCCUUUACUGGGAACAUGGCAUGAGCUGUCCAUUUGUCUCUUUUGCUCAUUCUGUUUGCACUCAUUCUAGUGGUAUUUAAGGUGUAACAGAAAUACCGAUUUAGUUAUGCCGUGUAUUUGGGGUGGUGUUUUUGUCUGUGUGCACUUCCACUGAAAUCCAGAAGUGGUUCAGAAUCUAGAGCCGCAUAUUAUGGAUUUUGUUUCGGUAUAUGUGAGGGAUUAAGCUUGACAGUGUUGGCUUUUUAUUUUAUAGAAGUGCGUUUGUUUACUUACAUGAACUAUAUAUAAUAUGCAGUGCUGUUUUAGAGAAAGGAAAUUAAAUGAAUAUAUUAUAAUAUAGAGUGUUUUAUUUUUAAAUUUGGCGUAUAUUGUGGGAAAACAAAAGCUUCAUAAAAUCUUUUUUUUAUUUUAUUUUUUUUUUUAGGAUUUUCUUUAGGGCUUUUACAAAAAAAGAUAUAAAUAUAACUUACAAAAAAAAAAAAAAAAAAAACAUUUUAGUGCAUAAAAGCUGUCAUUUAGGAAAUCAUUAUUUAAAUCAUUAUUCUAGACCUGACAUUUAUAAAUACUAUUCGAUAUCUCCAGAUCCAGAAGCAGACGACUGGGUCAACAAAGCAAAUUUGUAACUUUGUACACAUUAUCAGAUGUUCAUGCUUCUGUUGAAGAACAAGGUGCUCAAUGGAUCAUUUCAAAUCAUGCUUGAGAACGAUUAUCAGGUUUGACACCAACUUUAAGAGUUAUAAUUUUAUGUAAAACAUGGUGUAAUAAAUAUUAAAAAUGCAGUUUCACCAGAUGUUUCAGACUUUUGGAGCCCACUCUAUAUCUAUCAGAAAUGGUUUAACAGGUUUGCUGUGAUUGAUUUGACAUUUCGAAAUGGAUUUUUUGUUAGUUUUUUUUGCCACUGCACUGGCAGUUUUAACAAUAUGCAGUUUGUAGUGUUUUGCCAUAAAACCAAAGUUUUGUUUUUCAUUUAAAAACAAAGGUGUAUAUAGAGUAGUGUGUGAGUGAAUGAAUGACGUGCAAGCAUCGUAGUGGUUCUGAAGCCUAGUAUUUUUGUGUUCCUUCAUUCGUGUUCUCCUUCAAAUAGCUCAUGUCAAAUGCCAAACAAUAAAGUGAUUCACAUGCUAAAUAUUAUUCUCAAAAAUAUUGGCUGUGAAAAUAAUGUUUUAAAAUUGCAAAUUGUACUCCUAUGCAUGCUUUUAAGAUAUUUAACCAUGGAUACUGCAAAGGUAAAUGCUGUAAAUAUUACCUCUGAUUUUGUAAUCCUGUAUAAAUUGUACAUUGUUUGGAAGAAAAUGCUUGCCAGAGAUGUUUAUCAAAUAAAGGGCUUCCAGUGUAUUUGA
Molecule: messenger RNA, 7976 nt
Organism: Carassius auratus (goldfish)
Lineage: Eukaryota; Metazoa; Chordata; Actinopteri; Cypriniformes; Cyprinidae
Product: sickle tail protein homolog
Cellular component (GO): cytoplasm
Source: RefSeq, a predicted model, not a curated record